AAACUGCCAAGCUUCGAAACUUGCUACUAAAACUGAGAGAGCUCUUAUAGGCUGAAAAAUGUCCGAACAGACGUCUACUUUCGUUCCUGAGACUCGAGGAACUUGCGACCAUUUGAUUCUUUUGUAAAUUUUUCUCUCCCCAAAGCCGUUCACCAAUUUAACCAUGAAAACUUCGCAGUGUCUUUUCAACUCGGCGACUGCAAUCCGCAAGGUCUUUAUCAGCAAUGCCGCGUCAUUAGAGGCUCGAGGGCAGCUGCAGCGCCUGCUGCUGCCCAGCAUGGCCGUUCCCAUCCAGCGAACAUCGUUCUCGUCCUCCUCGCAGCGGCCCUUCUCCAGCAACCAGAUUGCGCGAGCCCGUUAUAACAAAAACCGCCCUGGGAAUGAGGGUGCUCCUGCCAACAAUGACCGCACAAUGCGCGACUAUGACAUUGUGUUCCCUUGGAUCCAGAUUCGGCAGGAAAACGGUAGCCUCACCGAGCCGCAGAGGACAAGUGCCAUCCUCAAGAGGCUUGAUAUGGGUCGGCAAAGCCUCGUUCUGCUCGCCACACCGAGGACAGACGCGUCGUCUAAAGGCCCAGAGUACCCAAUCUGCCGCAUCGUCGACCGCCAGGCCGAAUUGGCGGCGCAGGCCGAGAGAGACGCGCUCAAGAAGAAGAUGCCCAAGGUUGUGAGCAAAGAGCUGGAAAUCAACUGGGCGACGGCGCCCCAUGAUUUGCGCACCAAGAUGACGCAACUCAAGAAGUUUCUCAGUAAGGGGUACCAGGUCCGGGUUACCAUGAUGCACCCGAAGAAGAGAGACAAGAGGCGGGCAUCGUUGGACGAGGCGGGGGCGUUGUUAAAGACGGUCGAAUCUACAAUUGGGGAGGUUCCCGGGGCCAAGGAAACCAAACCAAGGGAAGGUUCUGUGGGAGAGACGCUCGUCUUGCUUGUGCAAGCGCCCACUGGGGGCGGCUCAGGUGCGCCAACAGAGACGGGAUCUCCGGAGGCUGUCUCGACAGACGCAAGUUCUACGAAACCUUGGCCAGAGCCGGUCCUGCUAGCAAAGAAACCGGAGAGUACCAAAGCAUAGUUAUAUGGAAAGAGCACACCCGUCGUACUGUGCCUUUUUUUUUCUCUGUAUAAUAAUGGCGACCAGGUCCGCGACCCGGUCACAGCUGUAUAAAUGGUUAUCCUCACCUUCACUUCUAAUCGGUGCGUGAUGAUGCUAAAUGAGAG
Thermothelomyces thermophilus ATCC 42464 is the source of this 1215-nucleotide messenger RNA. RefSeq lists its product as uncharacterized. Lineage: Eukaryota; Fungi; Ascomycota; Sordariomycetes; Sordariales; Chaetomiaceae. Gene Ontology annotation, biological process: ribosome disassembly; mitochondrial translational initiation. Gene Ontology annotation, molecular function: translation initiation factor activity; ribosome binding. The transcript has a single exon. The record is from RefSeq and is a predicted model, not a curated record. Gene Ontology annotation, cellular component: mitochondrion. Bases 164 to 1069 code for a protein of 301 amino acids.